Rhizophagus irregularis DAOM 181602=DAOM 197198 is the source of this 3336-nucleotide messenger RNA. RefSeq lists its product as uncharacterized. Gene Ontology annotation, molecular function: hydrolase activity, acting on acid anhydrides, in phosphorus-containing anhydrides; ATP binding; zinc ion binding. Lineage: Eukaryota; Fungi; Glomeromycota; Glomeromycetes; Glomerales; Glomeraceae. Gene Ontology annotation, cellular component: nucleus. The record is from RefSeq and is a predicted model, not a curated record. Gene Ontology annotation, biological process: DNA repair.
AUAUUUGACAUUCUUUUUUGAUAUCUAAUACAAGAUGUAAGAUGGUUACUUUUAAUUGGCAAAAUCUAAUCACGUGAUUAAUGAUUGGUUACAAAUAGUCUCGUAUGAACGUCAACAACAACUCUACUCGCUCUACCUCUCUUCCUCUUUGCAGGUAAAUUUUUUUCGUGAGUAUGACUGUAAAGCCCUUUUUUACGCGAAAUUUAAAAGUUAACUUAUUAUUUAUUAAUUAUAUUCGAGAGAUUAAUUACCUUCGUCGCGAACAUAAAGAUGCUACCAAGAUUGCGUAAUAAAAAGACCAAUAUUUCUUGUGAAAAUUGUGGUGACACGUCUCACAAAUCGGAUGAUUGUCCUAUUCACAUUAUUGAAGAUGAAAGAGAAAGCAGCGUUAGAACAAAACAAAAUAAAGCUGAUAAAAAUGCGGAAAAACGUGCAAAUAAUGAUUCUAUCGAUAGAGAACGAGGUUCCUCAACUAAGAAAAAACUUAGAAAGUCACCAUCUUCUUCUUCAACUUCGGGAUUCGUUUCUUCUUCAAUUUAUCGACCUCAAAACACUCAAAGUACGUCCACUAAACCCGUUUCACCAGGAAUACAACAAUCUAAAGGGAUUACAUCACAAUAUUUACCAUCAUCCUCCUCAUCAUCCACAAUACAUCCUCCAAAUUAUCAACGCAUUUCAAUUGUACCAUUUUCUCUUGAUUUAGACGCGUUUAGUCAGGAACUUAGCGAAGAACAAGAAUUAGAAAACAGAUCAGGCUCUGUGGAAGAUGAAGGUGCAAUCCAAAAAGUUUAUGGUAAUAUUAUUACUCAAAUCGUAGGUGUACGAUAUUAUGAUGGUGUAGUAAACAAAAAUGAAUCGGUUUCAAUUACACGUGAACCAUUUAAUAUAUACGAUCGGAACGCACUGCGUGUUGAUAAUAUUCUUGGAGAUCAAGUUGGUCAUAUACCUAAAGAUUUGGCUAAAAUUCUUGCCCCAUUAAUUGAUAACGGAGAUAUUCGAAUUGAAGGUACCAUUGCUGGUAAAAAAGGAACAUAUGUUGUUCCUCUGCAUAUUCAUGUUCUUGGAGUGCCAGAACGAGAGGAACGUAUUGCGAAAAAUUUAAGAUCAAAAAAUAUUAAGUUUGAGCCACUUAAACCUAUGUCUCAAGGUAUAAAUGCUUCUGAACCGAACGAAGCAUGGCGUGAACUAAUAAGACAAGGUCAAACUCUUGACAAAACGAGCGUUAAAAAGGUCCUUCAAGAAGUUGGAAUUUCUAUUGUUGAUUUAGCAAAACUUCCCGAAGCUCCUCAACCAGAAGCAUUGAUUACCCCCUUACUUUCAUAUCAGAAACAAGGACUUGGUUGGAUGUUAUCAAACGAACAUCCGGAAGAACCAACUACUGAUAAAGCAACUCAAUUUUGGGUUAUUAAUAAGCAAAAUAAAGAAUCUUAUUAUUAUAAUUCUGCUACCGGGUUUUCUACUAAAACUCGUCCUAAUUUCGCUAGAGGCGGAAUUCUAGCUGAUGAUAUGGGUCUUGGGAAGACAUUGCAGACGAUUGCUUUGAUUACAUAUGAUAAAGAUGGAAAAGGAUUUAUUCCUAAACCUGUCAAAUCGGAUUCAGCUUAUUCUAAAACCACUUUGAUUGUUGCUCCUUUGAGUGUUCUUGGAAAUUGGGUUGAUCAGAUUAAUAUGCAUGUCAAGGAAGGUUCCCUCUCUUACUAUGUUUACCAUGGUCCUAAUCGAGAUGAUAAUCCGAAAAACCUUAAAGAUUAUGACGUAGUGAUCACUACAUAUUCUAUACUUGGUCAGUCAAAUAUAAAAGAUAAAAAACGUGGAUUAUUUGCCGUUAAGUGGCUCCGAGUUGUCCUAGAUGAGGGGCACAUAAUUCGUACCAAAUCAACAAAACAAAGUAUUGCCGCAUAUAGUUUGGAUGCUGAACGAAGAUGGAUUCUUACUGGAACUCCAAUUAUGAAUGAAUUGAAUGAUAUGUAUUCACUUGUUAAAUUUUUGAGAAUCACUCCUUUUGAUGAAUCAGAAUGGUGGAAUCGUGUUUUUAACAGACCAAUAAAAGCUGGUGAUAAAGCAGCUAUUGAAAGACUUAAGGUUUUAAUGAAAAUUGUCUGCCUUCGAAGAACAAAGGAUAUGCAGUUUAAUGGACAUCCCAUCUUAUCCCUUCCCCCCAUUAAUUCCUUUGUUCAUAAAGUUAAAUUUAACGCAGAAGAACAAAAAAUUUAUGAUGAAAUGGAAAAAGAUGCAAAAGAACGCUUUAAGAAAUGGAAAGAGUCAAAUGAUGUUAUGAAAAACUAUGCUGUUAUCUUGGAAUCUCUUUUAAGGUUACGACAACUUUGUGAUCAUCACAAACUUUGUGCAGAACGAGUAAAAAAAAUUAUGGAAACUCAUGUUCUUGAUAUGAAUGAUGAGAAUAUCAUAUCAUUAAUAAAUGCCCUAAAAGUUGCAAUUGAAAAUAACGAAGAUUGUUGCAUCUGCUUGGAGUCAUUGACUACCCCUGUUAUUACACGUUGUAAACAUGUGUUUGACAGAGAUUGCAUUGAGAAAGUUAUUGAUAAGGAUAAACGUUCUUGUCCAAUGUGUCGUAGUCCAGUUCAAAAGGAACAUCUAAUUGAAUCACCUCAUGAACAAGAAUCAAUUGAUGAUGAGAUCGGAAAUAUAAUUAAUUCUGAUUAUAAACCAAGUUCAAAAAUUAAGGCUUUACUGAAAUUUCUUAAAAUAUCAAAUGAAAAAGACCCAACAACUAAAUCAGUGGUCUUCAGCCAAUGGACGUCUUUCCUUAAUUUGAUUGAAAUUGCCCUUAAAGAAUCUGAUAUUAAAUUUGUAAGAUUGGAUGGUAAGAUGUUGCGUAAUCAACGUGAAAAGGCAAUAUCCGAUUUUACUUAUGAACCAGAAAUUAAAGUCUUUUUAAUUAGUUUGAAAUGUGGAUCUUUGGGAUUGAAUUUAACAGCAGCAAAUCAAUGUUUCCUUAUGGAUCCUUGGUGGAAUCCGAGUAUCGAGGAUCAAGCUAUUGAUCGAAUUUAUCGGUUAGGUCAAACUCGACCUGUUUCUAUCUUUAGAUUUGUUAUUGAAAAUUCAGUUGAAGAUCGUGUUAUUGAAUUACAAGAAAAGAAACGUGCAUUGAUAUCUCAAGCAUUCGGAGAACAGAGAAGGAAAGACGCUGCACAAGUCCGAGAAGCUCGAUUGGAAGAGUUGCAAACGUUAUUGGGAGGAAAUUAAUAAUAUUAAUAAUUGUUUAGUGGUAAUUAUAAAAAUUGCAAUCAGAAUAAUAAUAAUACUGAAUAAUUUGAAUAAUAAUAACAUUACACAUAAUAAUUAUAUAAUAAUCUUCGGAAUAAUUAUUCAAAA